CAAGGUUGUUUGGAUUUUGAUAUCGGUUUUAGUUUUGUUGUUGUUUUGUUCGGCCGUAUUUUUAGUUAAAGUACAGAUUAUAUCCAAAAGUAUACUUAAUUUGAUGGUAUAAAGUGCAUUAUUAGUUGUUAACAGUUCCUUAAAAUGCUGCCAAAGAUUGCCAUGCUUCGCGUACAUAAGCUUGCAUCUUUUGGAGUUACAAUCCGGAAGUUGAGCACCUUCACCGAACGGGAUGGCAUCGGCCACAUCCUGCUGGACAACGAAAAAACCCGCAACUCGUUGUCCCUGGCCAUGAUGGACAGCAUCCAGCAGCACAUAACCGCCCAUCAGGAAAAUCCGGCCGUGCGUUGUUUCGUACUCUCCGCCAAGGGCCACGUCUUUUCGGCCGGACACAAUCUGAAAGAGUUAACCGCCGACAAGGGAACAGAUUUCCAUAAACAGGUGUUCGGCAAGUGUUCCGAACUGAUCGGGGUCAUUCUGAGGGCUCCCGUUCCGGUCAUUGCCAAAGUGGAUGGACUGGCCGCUGCCGCCGGAUGUCAACUGGUGGCUUCCUGCGAUAUGGUCGUCUGUAGUGAGAAGAGUACUUUCUCCACUCCGGGGGCCAGUUUCGGAAUAUUCUGCUCAACGCCGGGAAUUGCCGUGGCCAGAGCUGUUCCCAGAAUGAAAGCUUCCUACAUGCUGUUCACUGGGCUUCCCAUUAGCGCUCAGGAAGCACUGGAAUCUGGACUGGUUAGCAAAGUGGUUCCAUCGGAUAAGUUGGACCAGGAAAUAGAAACAAUUUGCCAGGCGAUCAAGUCGAAAAGUCGUUCCGUGAUUGCGCUUGGGAAGAAGUUCUUCUACGAACAGAUUGCAAUGGACGUGAAUAGUGCCUACCGGAAGGGAGAGCAAGUUAUGGCUGACAAUUUGGGAACGCCGGACGGCCAGGAAGGAAUCAAGAGCUUCGUUGAGAAGCGGAAACCAGUCUGGAGACAUCAGUGAUCGAGUGGCGGUGAGUAGGACGAUGUGGGAAAUUGCAUUUAUCGUUGAAAUUUUAUUGUUGGCAUUUGAUCUAUUUUUAUAUAGCUUUUUCGAAUA
Molecule: messenger RNA, 1074 nt
Organism: Aedes aegypti (yellow fever mosquito)
Lineage: Eukaryota; Metazoa; Arthropoda; Insecta; Diptera; Culicidae
Product: enoyl-CoA hydratase domain-containing protein 3, mitochondrial
Exons: 2
Coding region: 145-978 (277 amino acids)
Cellular component (GO): mitochondrion
Molecular function (GO): hydro-lyase activity
Source: RefSeq, a predicted model, not a curated record